AGAAGAAGGACUGCCUUUAAACGUAGAGACAAACACCUUAAUCAAAAAGUACAAUUGAACGAAUACUCUUUCUACGUGGAUAGUCUUUAGUGGAAUCUCAUAAUUACAAGUAGUGGACUUAACAACACAUUUUGGUGUCAGACGACCGACCGAAAACACCCACUUUUGCAAUCACCAGACGUCUCUGGCGGUUGAUGUUUAAAUCUCUCCGUGCUUUUCAUGAUUCAAGACUAAACUUUCCGUGUGACGGAAAUUUGGUGCAAAACGGAGAUAAAAUGACCCUCAAGUCAAAGGCUCCAUGUUUCAAAUCCAAGUUUAUCACUGCGGAGCUGGCUCACCUGUUCAGCCAGUCAGACAGUGAGGAGGAGUUUGAAGGUUUCAGUGAGGAUGAGGAAGAAGAAGAAGACAGAGGGUGUUUUAACAAACGGCUAAAGAACAAGGUGGUGGAUUCAGAGGAGGAUAGCGACGGGGACACAGGAUUCUACUCUGAUGGCGAAGAGGCCCCACCAUCAAAAAGGAGGAGUCUUUUAGUAGCCUUGAGGUUCCCAGUCAAAAGGCUCUCUACCCCCAAAAAGGAACCACAAGAGAAAAUAAUCAAAAAGCCAGUCAAAGAAACUCGUCCUUCACAGAGAGCCAGCAAAAGGCAGAGGACAAAGCAGCAGCAGCAGCAGCAGGAUGGGGAAGAGGAGGAGGAGGAGGAGGAGGAGGAGGAGGAGGAGGUGGAGGAAGACAAAGACAAGGUCCUGUCUCAGAGCCUCAGGAAACGAGACAAGAACAUUAAGGAAAACAAGGCCAUGCUUGCUAAGCUGUUUGCUGAUCUGAGCAGCAUGGCUGACCUGACUCUGCCCUCCACACCUCAAGUGAGUAAGAAGAAGCGAGUGUCGGAGAAGUCAACGCCUCGGAAACGCAAGUUUGAACCAGAGGCUGGGUCAGAGAGGAGGAACCCGUCCCGUAAGGCUCGUCCUCCUGAGAACUUUGCGGUGGAGGAAAAGAGCGAGCCGCUCACCUGCAGAAGCCCCAAGACUGUAGAUAUCAGGAGGCUGGUGGAGGUGGACAAGGAGCAUGCCGGUGAGAGACGGAGGAGGACGACGAGGGUCAGGAAGAGCCAGUAUGAUGUGAGGUCGGUCGACGAGAUCACCAAAGAAGACCUGGACAACAUAGCGUACCGCAGCAAAGACAAGAUCUGGGACAAGGAGAAUGGCAGCUCGUGUCACCAGUGCAGACAGAAGACUGUGGACACAAAGACAGUGUGUCGCAGUGGUUUCUGUGUGGGGGCCAAAGGUCAGUUCUGCGGGCCCUGCUUGAAGAACCGCUAUGGAGAGGACGUUCGCACUGUGCUGCUCGACCCGACUUGGUCGUGUCCUCUCUGCCGUGGGAUGUGUAACUGCAGUCUGUGUCGUAAGAAGGAGGGCCGCUGUGCUACAGGCAUCCUGGUGGGAUUGGCCCGCUACAACGGCCAUGACAACGUCCAUGAGUAUCUGGAGAGCAUUCAGAAGGAGCUGCAGUAACGUCCAGAGAGAGACCGGGAGCUCGUACAGCUGCUACCUGCAGACGCUCGGGCUGCACAGUACUGUAGAACUCAUUUUAAUGCACAUUUGUAGGUUUAGAUGGACCUUCUUUUUUUUUCUAACUAGAGAAACAAUCAAAAAGUUGUUUUCUAUUGUCACCUUAACACAAGGCACAUCCCCUGUUUAUAUGUUCUAUAUACUAUGAUUUAAGGCUGCAUACUCUGCAGGCAUGUUUUUUAUUGUCUUGAAGUCAGAACUCGGCUCUGAGUUGUACAUGUUCAUUUCUACCUUCUGAUGUUCUCUAUAGCCAGUGGAAUGUUUGGUUACUUUCUGUUACGGAUGCAAAAAGAGCCUUUUAUACCAACUGCCUUUUCUAACAAGUGAGUAACUUUGCAGCUUUCUUGUCAGUCCACUGUAAAGUUGAAUAAAGAAUGGCAUUAUCUCAAUGA
Messenger RNA from Acanthopagrus latus (yellowfin seabream), 1957 nucleotides. RefSeq names its product cell division cycle associated 7b (gene cdca7b). The coding region runs from base 195 to 1508 and encodes 437 amino acids. The record is from RefSeq and is a predicted model, not a curated record. Gene Ontology annotation, cellular component: nucleus. Gene Ontology annotation, biological process: regulation of DNA-templated transcription. NCBI's taxonomy places the organism in Eukaryota, Metazoa, Chordata, Actinopteri, Spariformes, Sparidae. The transcript is spliced from 10 exons.